Messenger RNA from Grammomys surdaster, 1268 nucleotides. Its product is annotated as zinc finger protein 862-like. Bases 51 to 1019 code for a protein of 322 amino acids. The transcript has 4 exons. NCBI's taxonomy places the organism in Eukaryota, Metazoa, Chordata, Mammalia, Rodentia, Muridae. The record is from RefSeq and is a predicted model, not a curated record.
UCGGAAUAGACCCGGAGGGAGGGGGUCUGCACGGCCACCAGAGCCAGGCCAUGGAGCUCGGGGAGUCGGGGAAGGUUCCUGUGACCCUUGAUGACCUUACCCUGUACCUGCUUCAGGAAGAAUGGAUGCCACUGGGUAAGCCACAGAAGGACUUCUCUACUUCUGACAAGCUGACAGCACCUCUAGGACCAACUGCUGCCAAUCCUGAGCUAUUCUGUGGUUUGGGACAAACGACCAAGCCAUGGCUAGGCAGCAUCCAGGGCCAGAGGAAUCUUUUGAACCAUCAUCCUGGAAAAACUCAUGUGAACCCUAUGGAAGAGAUGGACAUGCAGGGUUCCACCAGGGAGAAAGGACAGUACCGGCCACCUCAAAAGAAAGCUUGCCAUGCUCACUUAAGUACAGAGAACAGCUCAGCUGCGGAAGACUGGACAGGAGGAGACAAGAAACCCCCAAAGCCCCGCUCUAUCCAGAAGUCAUGGUUUACAAAGUUUCCAUGGUUGAUCAUGAAUGAGGAACAGACAGCUCUGUUUUGUGCUGUCUGUCGUGAAUACCCAUCUGUCAGGGACAGAAGGUCACGACUAGUAGAAGGCUACACGGGACCAUUCAAGAUGGAAACUCUCAAAUACCACGCCAAGAGCAAGGCCCACAUAUUCUGUGUCAAUGCCCUGGCCACCAAGGACCCCGUCUGGGCAGCCCACCUUCAGAGUCUCGGGGACAGUCCUGGAGAUAUCUUGGCCAGCCCUGAACACCUCCUCACUGCAGAUGACCCCACAUUCUACCUGCCAGGGCCUCUGGGAGACUUUGGUGGCCUAGAUGAGCUCCUGUCUAGCCCAAGAGCUGAACCAGAGGACCCUUCAGGGAGUAGAGCCACCCCUGCGUUGUAUUUAGACUGCGAGUCAGGUCUGAGGCAAAAAGAAAUCGGCAGUGACAUCCUCAGUCCCUCAAAUAGCAGCACGUUACUUAAGGACGGUAUUGAUCUCUGCAGCCAGGUAACAUGUUUAUUGAUUGUUGUGCCGUAGAGAGGGCUCCAUACUGCAAGUGACAGAAAAUGAAAGAUGAUGAUGGAAAAAAGAAUGGUAGCAGUACUCAGCACUGACAUCCUGGGGUCACCAGAGCACACGUGCUUUUUAUAUUUUUUUGAUCUUUGAUUUAUUUUUAUCUUAUGCACGUGAGUGUCUGCCUACAUGUGUUUGUGCACCACAUGUGUGCAGUACCCGUGGAAGCCAGAAGAGGGCACCAGAUGCCCUGGAACUGGAGUCAUAGACAUU